AUGGCAGAAACCCAUCCGACAUGUUUAACCUCUAUUAUAUAUUUACUGCGGGAACAAUUCUAUAGGCAAGCCAUAAAUACUGCCCUAAGGUUUCUGAAAACGUACAUCAAUGACCCCGUACUCUUGUUUUUCAAAGCAUUUGGAACUCUGAAUGAAGGACGUAUCCAAGAGGCCAUAAGGGAGCUUCAUCAACUGAGAUACAAGCCUCAGAUCUGCCUUUGCUCAGUCAUGGCGCUACUCUGCGCUUACAGGCAAAAUAAGAUCACUGAUCGAGAGGCUAUAUCUGAGCUAGACUCCUGUUUAAAGAUGACCAGGAGGACAGCUGAAGACAAAGCUCUGUACUAUGGAGCCCUGCUUUAUUGGAUUCUGGGUCAAAAUGAGAAGGCUAGAGAAUACAUAGAAAAGAUGCUCAAGCUGUCUAAUACCUCUUCACAGGGGCUGAUUCUUAAGGGGUGGAUUGCUCUGACCUCAAAAAAUGAUGUUGAACGGUCUCAUGCUGUCCGAUACUUUGACGAUGGUUUACGUGACUCUAAAGAUGUGUUUGGAUUGAUGGGAAAGAUUGAGUACUUCAAGUUGAGACAAAAUGAGUACCGUGCUUUGGACAUGGUCAAUCAGAUCAUCGCUUCCUAUCCUGACUUCAUUCCAGCUCUUCAUCUCAAGAUGAACAUAUUCAUGUCUCUCUAUAACUGGGAGCAGACAGCUGAGGUGGCUAAGAGAAUCCUAGAGGUUGAUGCACAUAGCUUGAAAGCUCUUCAGAUGAUGACUAUAAUCUCUGCAGCAAAGGACGGUGACAUGAGGAAGGUGAUGGAGUAUCUUCAUCAUCUUCUGAGUGCAGUUGAAGUCACAGAGCCCAGCACUCCCAGUCUUCAUGUGGAGCUCACCAUGCCCAUCAGCAGAGUGUGUGGACACAACAAACACAUUGUCCAGAUGCUGACAUUGUUUGUGCAGCGAGCUGUGUCCAGAGCGCCAGGUGAUGCGGCCUUGGUCUCUGAGCUUGGUUACUUCUUCACUCUCCAGUACAGAUACAAAGAGGCUCUCAGAUGGUACACAAAGGCUCUAAACAUGGACCCAGGCAGCAGGCCUGCCUUAGUAGGCAUAAUCAGGUGUCAGCUGGUGAAUGGACAGCUGGAGGAGGCAGAGCAACAGCUGGAGUUUUUUCAUGAAGUGAUUGGAUAUUCAGCGCAAAUGACUCUUCUGCAGGCCAUGGUGGCUCAGAAGAAGGGAGUUGACCAUGAUAAGGUGGCAGGCCUGCUUAAGAAGGCAGUGGAUUUCCAUCUACAGACACUCCAGGGGCUGCCCCAUGGUGUGGACUACUUGCAGAGACUCGACAUCAUCUUCCUCCUCCAAGUUGUCAACAUGCACCUUGCCAGUAGUCAGGAAAUGCCAUAUGGUGCUGGUCAGCCCCUUCCUUUUGGGCUAAAACAUUCCAAUAUGAUUCUAAAAGCUGUUAUUAAAGCUGCUCCUGGUCUUUUAGCCAGCUGCUACUACAUGGCACAUGUCAAAUUCCUCACAGGUGAUUGGGCAGCUACUCAACACUUUCUGAACCUCUGUAUGGAAAAGGAACUCACUAUGCCUGAGAUGCACCUCCUGCAGGCCAAACUUUACCUCCAUGCUGGAGAUCACAGCAAAUGUCUCAGUAGCUUAGAGUCUGGAGUCAGCCAUAACUUUGAGUUAAGACAGAUGCCUCAGUAUAACCUGAUCAAGGCCAGAGCUUUAAAGGGGUCCGGGAAGCUGGUGGAAGCCAUUCAAUGCUUGCGCAUGGUAAUGAGCAUGUCAGGAGUUAGGAUGCUCACUGAGGGCCAGGACCCCCCAGUUACUCAAAGUGAGCGUGUUUCUGUGUUCCUGGAGCUAGCAGACACCCUGAGGCUGAAUGGAGAGCAGAGUGAGGCUACUAAAGUAAUGCAGGAUGCGAUUUGGCAGUUCAAGGAAACAUCUGAAGAAAUACGUGUUUUGGUGGCUAAUGUGGAUUUGGCCUUAUCUAAAGAUGAUGUUGACACAGCUUUUAACAUAUUGAAAAAUAUCAAACCCGGCAAGCACAGCUAUACUAAGGCCAAAGAGCAAAUAGCUCACAUUUACCUGGAAAAACUGAGAAACAAGAAACUCUACAUAGCAUGUUACAGGGAAAUAUGUGAACAGCUACCAGGACCUCACUCUUAUGUGCUGCUAGCUGAUGCUUUCAUGAAGAUCCAAGAGCCAGAGAAAGCUAUUGAGGUGUAUCAGGAAGCAGUACAAAUGGCACCUAAAGAUGCUAUGUUUGCAAAGAAAAUAGGCCAAGCCUUGGUGAAGACACACCAGUAUGACAAGGCUGUUAACUACUACGAGACUGUCCUCAGCACUAGCCCGCAAUACUGUGUGUGUCUAGAGCUGACUGCGCUUCUGCUUAAACUCAAACACUUUGAAAGAGCUCAGCAGAUCCUGGAAAGGGCAUUGGACCAUAAAGACUGCAUGGAACAGACCACGAUGAUGAAUGAUGUGAAGCUUUUAAGAGUGCUAGUAAAAGUGUUCAGUGCCAGAAAUGAACUCUGUUUAGACAAGUUACAACAGAUCUAUGAUCUCCAGCAGAAAAUUCUGAGACAACUGCCUUUUGAGCAGCCAAAAAGCAGAGAUGAACAGAGGAGAGUAACAGCAGCUGUUUGCUGUGAUCAGGCUCAAGAGUACUGCAGAAGUGGGGAUCUUGAGAGGGCCCAGCAGUGCUACUCUGAGGCUCUGACCUACUGCCCAGAAGACACAGAGAUUCACUUCAAAAUUGCUAAGCUGUACUAUGAGCACCACAAACUGGAUUUUUGUGAAGAUCACUGUCUUAAGAUCCUGAAGCACGACAAAAAUCAUACUGCCACCACUAUGCUGUUGGCUGAUGUGCGAUUUCGGAAAAACCAAAAAGAAGCAGCUAUCAAGCUAUACACAGAUAUCAUACACCAACACCCAGACAACUUCCGUGCACUAGCCAGCCUGCUGCAUAUGCUGCGUAGGGUAGGGAGACUGGAUGAUGUGCUCCUCUUCUUUAAAACAUGUGAAUCCUACUCUCCAACUACAGUAACAGAACCAGGUUACAACUACUGCAAAGGCCUCUACUACUGGCACACAUAUUAUGUGAGGGAGGCACUGCUAUACCUUAGCAAGGCCAGAAGGGACUCGGAGUGGGCGGAAGAGGCUCUGGAACUGAUGAUGCACAUUUGUCUUAACCCAGACAAAAAAACGUUUGGUGGAGAGGUGUUUGGGGGCUCAGAGGAGGGCCCCAGCUUGCCCCUGAUCUUUGAUAGGUUAAUGGGCAUGAACAUAGCGCAGAACCUGCUGAAGGAGUUCCCCCUCCACUCCAGAACUGGCCAAGAUAAAGCCACCCUCCUUUAUAACCUCUGUGUGGUCCACAGCAAGGAUCUGAAACAGGUGGAAAAAGCUGUGCUUGUCCUGUCCGACAUGAUGGCAAGGAAUGUGAUGCUAGAGGCAUCAUUGUUGGUGGCAGCCCAGGCUCUCCUGCAGCUCAAACAGUUUCCCAGAGCCCGGCAUUUCCUGAAGAGGAUCAGCAAAGCACACUGGACCCCUGCCAUUGCUGAGGACUUUGAAAAAAGCUGCCUGCUCCUCGCUGACAUGUACAUCAAAAUGGGAAAAUACACAAAUGCAGAGAAGCUUCUGGAUGACUGUAUCAGACACAACAAGUCAUGCAGCAGAGCGUAUGAGUAUAUGGGCUAUAUUAUGGAGUGUGACCAGAGGUACAAGGAUGCUGCUAAACAAUAUGAACUAGCCUGGAAAUACAGCUACUGCAUAGACCCUGCUAUUGGAUACCGACUUGCAUUUAAUUACCUGAAAUGCAAGAAUUACACACAGGCUAUUGAUAUCUGUCAUCAGGUUUUGCAGGAACAUCCUGAUUACCCUCAGAUCCAAGCUGAAAUUCUGAACCGGGCCCAAUUCUCUCUGAGACCUUAAGCAUAAAGACUUUAAUACUUCACAUGCCACUAGUUACCCAUAAACUUUUUUUU
Messenger RNA from Electrophorus electricus (electric eel), 3974 nucleotides. RefSeq names its product tetratricopeptide repeat domain 21A (gene ttc21a). Gene Ontology annotation, molecular function: protein binding. Gene Ontology annotation, biological process: intraciliary retrograde transport; protein localization to cilium. Gene Ontology annotation, cellular component: intraciliary transport particle A. Lineage: Eukaryota; Metazoa; Chordata; Actinopteri; Gymnotiformes; Gymnotidae. The record is from RefSeq and is a predicted model, not a curated record.